AUGGGCUCCGAAUGGACAUGGCCUAUUGAUGCCCUCACGGAGCAUCAGGAGCUCCUCUCAAUCUGGGUCUUUGGGCAUACCGUAUGGUCCGUCAUAUACAAUCUCUACUUUAACCCACUUAGGAAAGUGCCCGGACCUCUCCUGUGGUCUGUAUCGCCACUCCCACUCCUGUUGAUGUCAUGGUCGAGCACGCCGCACAAACAGAUCCUGGCAUUGCACAGGAGGUACGGCGACGUUGUCCGCACAAGCCCAGACUCAGUGUCAUGCCUCCACGCAACAGCAUGGAAAGAAGUGUACGGGCAUCGUAAGCCCAGUCAGCCAGAGAACCUCAAGCACCCAGGCUUCGUAGCCGAAGUCGCCUCAGGUAUCAUCGGGGCCGACACAGAAUCUCACACAUAUCAACGUCGUCUGCUAGCGCCCGCGUUCUCCGGGCAAGGCAUACAGCGCCAGGAGCGUAUCAUCCGCCACCAUGUCGACCAACUCUUCAGCUGUUUUGGAGAGCACUGCGCCGAAGGUCGAUCCCUGGAUCUGGCCAAGUGGUUCAACUUCUUCUCAUUUGAUGUCAUUGGCGAUCUCAGCUUCGGCGAGUCUUUUGCGAAUAUGGAGCGGAGGGACUUUCAUCCAUGGGUUGCGACAAUAUUGGAGUUCUUCGUUGCGCAACAUGACAUGGCACACUUCCGGCGGGCGUAUCCGUUGUUGGAGGCGAUGAUAAGCCCUUUUGUUAGAAUGUUUGCCAAGAAGAUCAUUGCGAAGCAUAAUCUGUUCAUGCGUACUCAAGUUGCGAAGCGUUUAGCUUUGGAGCCCAGCCGGCCGGACUUCAUUGAAGAGAUGAAAUCCGACAAUACUCAGGGAAAAUGCGUGAGUACAUCCACAAUGCUGUCUUGGUCCCAAUUCCGCUCACGGAUCUAA
Messenger RNA from Alternaria triticimaculans, 909 nucleotides. RefSeq lists its product as uncharacterized. The coding region runs from base 1 to 909 and encodes 302 amino acids. Gene Ontology annotation, molecular function: heme binding; monooxygenase activity; iron ion binding. The transcript is spliced from 2 exons. The record is from RefSeq and is a predicted model, not a curated record. NCBI's taxonomy places the organism in Eukaryota, Fungi, Ascomycota, Dothideomycetes, Pleosporales, Pleosporaceae.